GCUGAUUACUGAUGCUGUUCCCUCGGUGCACUCAUGGAAUCAAGUCCACCACCUGAAUCUGGCGCGGGCAAGACUGGAGGACCGUGUGCUAGCACUUGCAGAAAUUCCAUGCACCAAAAAAGAGCUCUUAGCAGAAUUUUGGCAGAGAGUGCAGCCAGUAAUGAAGGGAUAGAUGCACCUAGCACUGUAGAUUUUGAAGAGACAGAGGGCUUCUCUCUACAGGAUCCUGGACCAUUAGUGCUUCAUCGUGGGUCACAGUGCAACAUCCAAUGUCUGCAACGCUCAUCAGCUGUUCAGGUAAAGGCUGAAAUGGUUAGUGUGGGGACUCAGACUGAGCAACAAAUAUCAACUCCACUGCCCAGUUUUGUCCAAAGUGAGGAUGAAUCAUCCUCUGAUGUCAUGGACCAUUCAGAUCGGUCAUGGAUCCCAGACGAGGAGAUGAGUAGUGAGUCAUCUGAUGAGAAUUCAGAAGAGCCAAUACAGGAAUCUCUCAAUGACCCCAAUGUGGCUGAUAAGUUCAUUGUUUGCCUAAGCCAGGUUAUGUGUCUGUUCACCAUUUGCUCGGUCUGUUGUGGGGAAACCCAGGGACAAAUAGAGUACCAGGAAGGGACUUGCAUAAAAAUCAAGCAGCAUGUGGCUAUCAGCGUUACUGGCAGAAUCAAAAUAUGCUGCACCGAAACAUGCCCGCCUGCAAUCUUCAACUCAGCGGUGCCAUUCACUUUUCGGGCUGCAUGGCUACUCAGACCAUCAGAAUGCUGUUUGGGCUGCAGUGCAUCAGUGCAAGCACUUUUUUCCGCCAUCAGUGCCUCUACACAAUUCCUACCAUCGUGCAGGCCUGGCAGAAUGAGCAGAGAGGGAUCAUCAGAGAGUUGAAGGAGAUUGGGGGUGGACUGAUCCUCUCUGGUGACUGCAGAUCAGACUCCCCAAGACAUUGUGCCAAAUAUGGAACAUAUUCCUUCAUUGAAGACCGAAUAAACAAGGUUUUGGAUCUUCAACUUGUCCAGCGCUCAGAAGUCCCAAGCAGCACCUGGUGUGAGAUAGAGGGUCUGAAGCGCAGUGUGCGGUUCCUGAAGGACCAAGGCAUGCAGAUGUCAGCCCUAAUAACCGACCGAAAUCGCCAGGUUGCUAAGUGGGUCCGUGAGGAGUUGUGUCCAGAAGGAACAAGCCAUUUCUACAACAUCUGGCAUAUUGGGAAAAAGUCUACAAAAAGCACUGGAUACUGUGGCCAAGGAGAAGGAUUGCGAGGACCUGAAGCUAUUGAGACCAGCCAUCAUCAACCAUUUAUACUGGACUCCACCCCAAAUGGCAAUCCCGAUAAGAUGGAGGCCAAGUGGCAGAGCAUGCUUAACCAUGUUCAGGAUAUACAUGAACACAGCUACCCUUCAUUUCCACAAUGUGCACACCCACCUCUGGAAGGAGAGGGAAGAAACAAGCAUUGGCUGGAACCAGGAUCAACAGCUGCAAUAAAGUUGGAAAGUGUUGCUUCCAGAAAGGCCCUGCUGAAGGAUAUUCGACAGCUUUCACCGCAACACCAAACAUUUUCCUUGGAGGCAUUCCAUUCUUUAAUCCUGCACUUUGCGCCAAAGCACACCGGCUUCUCUUUUCUUGGAAUGUACAGCAGACUUCUCUUAGCAACAAACAGUGGUGAGGCACGCUAUGCAGUCCGUUACCCCCGGUUUCGGAAGGGUGGCUGGGUCGUUCGACCCAUAAAGGAGAAACCAUCAUAUGAAUAUGCAUUGGCCCUGAUGAUCUCACUGAGAGAGGGAUACAUAAGGUCACCACAGGCCCUCAAAGAAGACAGCGCCAUCCUGUCCUCAGCUGCACCUGCCCCUCUUUCCACGCAUCACAAGAUCGCCAAGGAUGAGGCAGUCGGCCACCAUCUUGAACGUCAUUCACGUUUUAAGUCCUAUACUGCCGGGGGACUUUCUUCCUGACCAGUGUUGGGUGUAACACGUAGUAACACCCAACGAGUAACAAAGUAACGCUUUACAGUAACAGAACUACUUUUUUUGGGUUAAAAAAUAGUGUAACGCGCUACUGCUGAAAAUUUGGUAACAAAACGUUACUUUUCCCGGGGACAGAUUUGACAGCGACGCUGCCUUCUCAGCUUGCGCGCUCACAAGCUCCACACGGGACGUGACAGAGGCUGGUAGUAGCACAGCAAUCAUGGGAAGCGAGAAGCAGCCAAAUCUUUUGAGAGCUUUUUAAGCUUUGUGGCUUUUUGCUGGACGGCGCUCUGAGCCAGGCAGACACAAAGCUGACAACCUCACAGAUGGAUGCGGUGGUGAUGGAAAGAAGAAAAAGUGGGAGGAGCCGCCUUCCAGGAGCCAAGCCGCCGUAUCCGCUCAGCUUCCUUGGCCGCGUGGUGAAGGUGGGACAUGGCCGUCUGUAAGCGGGGCGGUUCCUGGGUGUAGACAUCACCGCUCAAGAGGCCGCAAGUGGGGGCUGAAAGCUCUGCUGGGAGCGCUAUGCCUCUCAGGUCUGCAGCCUUUUUAAUGAUGUCCGGCAGGUCCAGGAAAAGAGCCCUGGUGGUGGAGGGUAGAGCCGCCUGUGGCAGAGGGGAAGACCGCUGAAGCAGUGUCCCUGGUGAGGGAAUCAUCAUUCGGGGGAGACGAGUCAUCAGACUCCUGCCCGUCCAAGGUGUCGAUGGUGACGUUCAUAAUGAAUCAGCCGUCACUCUGUGAGGAGAGAAUCCAGUCUGCAUUGUAGUUCAGACCAUUCACUGAUAAACCAGAGAUUGGCUUUAUGGUCAAAGAUAGUUUUUGUAUAAUUAACUUCAGUCUUUGCCAGAGACGCCUGUUUUUAAAAGUAACGAGUAAAGUUACUUUCCAUAGGGGGUAACUAAGUAAAGUAACGGAUUACUUUUUUAAGACGUAAUGAGCAAACACUACUUUUUAAAAGCAACUUCCCCAACACUCUUCCUGACACACUGAGCUUCUCUCUCCUGUCUCUGUGUGCAUUCAUGUCCCAGAAA
Molecule: messenger RNA, 2974 nt
Organism: Perca flavescens (yellow perch)
Lineage: Eukaryota; Metazoa; Chordata; Actinopteri; Perciformes; Percidae
Exons: 12
Coding region: 666-1934 (422 amino acids)
Source: RefSeq, a predicted model, not a curated record